Messenger RNA from Scleropages formosus (Asian bonytongue), 4155 nucleotides. It is a transcript of the gene aox5, whose product is annotated as aldehyde oxidase 5. The transcript is spliced from 35 exons. NCBI's taxonomy places the organism in Eukaryota, Metazoa, Chordata, Actinopteri, Osteoglossiformes, Osteoglossidae. Bases 10 to 4029 code for a protein of 1339 amino acids. Gene Ontology annotation, molecular function: 2 iron, 2 sulfur cluster binding; FAD binding; iron ion binding. The record is from RefSeq and is a predicted model, not a curated record.
AACACCACUAUGUCCAACAACGUCAGACACACUGAGUUGGUUUUCUAUGUCAACGGGAAAAAGAUGACGGAGGGGAACGCCGACCCCGAGGAGAUGCUCCUCAACUACCUCAGGAAAAAAGCGCGACUCACCGGGACCAAGUACGGCUGUGGCUCGGGGGGCUGCGGGGCCUGUACCGUGAUGCUGUCCCGCUACGAUCCGCUCUCGGCCCGAGUCCUCCACUGCUCAGCGAACGCCUGUCUCCUGCCCGUCGUCUCCCUGCACGGGGCGGCUGUGGUGACGGUCGAAGGCAUCGGCAGCACCAAGACCAAGCUGCACCCGGUGCAGGAACGCAUAGCGAAGGCACACGGGUCCCAGUGUGGGUUCUGCACCCCAGGGAUGGUGAUGUCCAUGUACACCCUGCUGAGGAACCAGCCGCAGCCCAGCCUUGAGGACAUCCGGGAGGCUUUGACAGGGAACCUGUGUCGCUGUACUGGGUACCGGCCGAUCGUCGAUGGGUUCAAGACCUUCUGCGGCGUUUCUGAGUGCUGCCAGAACGGGGAGAGUGGGAAAAACUGCUGCGGAGGGGGCCCAUCGACUCUCUGCAAUGGCAGCAGUGAUAUCUCAAGCGAGUUGUUCCACAUGAACGGUGUCCUUCCUCUUGACCCGUCCCAAGACCUCAUCUUCCCCCCCGAGCUGAUGCUUAUGCUCCAGAAGGGAGGUGGGGGUCGACUGUGUUUCCAAGGCAACAGGGUCAAGUGGUUCUCCCCAGCUGACCUCUCCGACCUUUUGGAGCUCAGAGCCGCACAUCCAAAUGCCCCCCUUGUGGUGGGAAACACGAAUGUCGGACCUAAUAUGAUGUUUAAAGGAGACGUCCACCCACUGAUCAUCUCCCCCGGAAGCGUUAUGGAGCUGCACACAGUCAGCUGGGGCAAGAAAGGUGUGACGUUUGGGUCUGCGUGCAGCCUGUCCGAGGUGAAGGAGGAGCUGCAGGGGGCUGUGGGACGACUGGACCCAGAGGAGAGUCGGGUUUUCCAGGCCUUGCUAAACACCCUCCGCUGCCUGGCCGGCAAGCAGAUCCGCAACAUGGCGACCGUCGGGGGAAACAUCUUGAGCGCCGACCCCAAGUAUGACCUCAGCUGCAUCCUGGCAGCGGCCGACUGCACCCUCCAGCUCGUCUCUAAAGGUGGCACCAGAGAGGUCCCCCUCAAUGAGAAGUUUUUUGCCGGUUUUGGGAGAACCCAUCUUAGAGCAGAUGAAGUCCUCCUGUCUCUUCACAUCCCUCGGUCCCAACCGUGGGAGUUUGUGUCGGCGUUCCGCCAGGCCCAGCGCCGCGAGUUUGCCUUCUCCAUCGUCAACGCUGGCAUGAAGGUGGUCUUCAAGGAGGGCACGGACACGGUCCAGUCCCUGAGCAUCUUCUAUGGCGGGAUGGGACCCACACUGCUCAGGGUCAAGCGCACAUGUGAAGGCCUGGUUGGCAUGUCCUGGAACGAGGGGCUGCUGGAGGAGGCAUGCAGGCUGCUGGCUGAGGAGGUGGCCCUACCUCCAACCGCCCACGGCGGGAAGACGGAGUUCCGCAGCAUCCUGAGUCUCAGCUUCUUCUUCAAGUUCUACAUGCAGGUCGUCCAGGAGCUGAGAGAGAAGGGUGUGGGUGUUGCUGACCUCCCCCUCGAGUACCUGAGCGCCCUGAAGCCCUUCAAGAAUGAGGUGCCACAAGGUCAUCAGACCUUCCAGAUGGUGUCUGAGAUCCAGUCCUCUAAGGACCCUGUGGGGCGUCCCAGGGUGCACAUAGCCGCCUUCCAGCAGGCCACGGGGGAGGCCAAGUACUACGACGACCUGCCGGCCGUCAGCGGGGAGCUCUUCGUGUUCAUGGUGACGAGCACCAGAGCUCACGCCAAGAUCAUCUCCAUGGACUUCUCCGAAGCGCUACGGGUCCCUGGUGCGGUCACGUUCCUGUCAGCGCGGGACGUGCCGGGUCAGAACCGCAGACUGUGGUUCAACAACACUGAGGAGCUCUUUGCAGAGGAGGAGGUUUGCUGUGUGGGGCAGAUUAUUGGCGCAGUUGUGGCGGAAAGCAGAGAGCAGGCCAAGAGAGCCGCAGAGAGGGUCCGCGUCACUUACGAUGACCUCAGCCCAGUAUUCUUCACCAUCGAGGAGGCCAUCCAGCAUCAGUCCUUCUUCAACCCCAAGAGGAAACUGGAGAGAGGAAAUGUGGAUGAGGCCUUUGGGAAAGUGGACCGUAUUCUUGAGGGCGAGAUGUACAUGGGGGGACAGGAGCACUUCUACAUGGAGACCCAGGGACUCAUCGCUGUACCAAGAGGGGAGGAUGGAGAGAUGGACCUGUACGUGGCGACCCAGCAUGCCGCAUUCACUCAGGAGGUGGUGGGCCACACUCUGGGCGUGGACUCCAACAAGAUCACGUGCCACGUGAAGAGGUUGGGCGGCGGGUUCGGGGGAAAGGUCAUGAAGAUCGCCUCGCUCUCGGCCAUCGCCGCCACGGCUGCGUACAAGACGGGUCGGGCGGUGCGGUGCGUUCUCGACCGUGGGGAUGACAUGCUCAUUACCAGCGGCCGACAUCCUUUCCUGGGGAAGUACAAGGUGGGCUUCAUGAACGACGGGACAAUACUGGCUGCAGACAUCACUUAUUACAGCAACGGGGGCAGUACGCUGGACGAGUCCUCCUUCAUCAUGGAGAAAGCGCUGCUCCACAUGGACAACGGCUACAAGAUCCCAAACCUGCGUGGGCACGGCCUCGUGUGUAAGACCCACCUGCCAUCCUACACGGCUUUCAGGGGCUUCGGCGGCCCCCAGGGUCUCACCAUCAUCGAGAGCAUCCUGCACGAGGUGGCAGCCGAGUGCGGCCUCCCCGCGGAGGAGGUGAGAGCUGUAAACAUGUACAGCGAGGAAGAGUCGUACACCCACCACAGGCAGCCCUUCUGCCCCCGGGACAUGGUGCGCUGCUGGGACGAGUGCUUGGAGAAGUCGGACUACAGCAGCCGCCGCCUCGCAGUGCAGCACUUCAACGCCACCAACCGCUGGAGGAAGCGAGGCAUCUGCGCCGUGCCCCUCAAGUUCGGCAUCGGCUUCUCCAAGGGCUUCUACAACCAGGGGGCAGCACUGGUUAACAUCUACAAGGACGGUUCAGUGCUUGUCUCACACGGCGGAACGGAGAUGGGACAGGGGAUCAACACCAAGGCUGUCCAGAUCGCCAGCCGGAUCCUAGGGGUUCCUAUGUCCAGCAUCCACAUCAAGGAAACGUGUACAGGCAAUGUGCCCAAUGCAGCCCCAUCAGCGGCCUCCUUUGGCACAGACGCUGUGGGCAUGGCCGUCAAGGAUGCCUGUGAGAAACUAAUGAAGCGCCUGGAGCCAGUCAUGAAGGCCUACCCCAAGUGGACCUGGUCUCAAUGGAUUGUAGAGGCUUAUUGUCAAAAAAUCAGUUUAUCAGCAACUGGGUUCUUCAUGGGCCCACACACCAGUGUUGACUGGGAGAAAAGCGAGGGGGCAGCCUACUACUACUUUACUUUUGGCGCCUGCUGCUCUGAAGUGGAGAUUGACUGUCUGACAGGAGAUCACAAGAACAUAAGGACAGAUAUCGUUAUGGAUGUCGGGAAAAGCCUCAACCCAGCUCUUGACGUGGGCCAGGUGGAGGGGGGCUUCGUGCAGGGUCUCGGUCUGUACACCAUCGAGGAGCUGCAGUUCUCCCCGGACGGAGCCCUGAGGACCAGAGGGCCAAACCAGUACAAAAUUCCAGCGCUGUGCGACAUUCCACCUCAGCUCAAUGUUCACCUGCUGGCCGACUCCCAGAAUCCAAACGCCAUUUACUCCUCCAAGGGUAUCGGCGAGCCCCCGGUGUUCUUCGGCUGCACCUUGUUCUUCGCCAUCAAGGAGGCCAUCGCAGCCGCCCGCAGGGAGAGUGGCCUGAACGGCCGCUUCGCCCUCAGCUCCCCGGCCACCGUGGAGAAGAUCCGCAUGGCGUGUGUGGAUCGGUUCACAGAGAUGGUACCAUGUCCAGAACCAGGAUCAUUUACACCAUGGGCCAUAAAUGUGUAGAUCCAGGAUGGAUGUCAGAGAGUGACGCCGUAGAGGACACCACGGGACGUGUUAUCUUUAUUUGAAUUGGACAAAAGUUAUUUGAAUUAGUCGAGCCAAACUGGUGUUGCAAUAUUCCUUUAAAAA